Molecule: messenger RNA, 861 nt
Organism: Parus major (Great Tit)
Lineage: Eukaryota; Metazoa; Chordata; Aves; Passeriformes; Paridae
Gene: EIF4E1B
Product: eukaryotic translation initiation factor 4E family member 1B
Exons: 6
Coding region: 1-786 (261 amino acids)
Biological process (GO): translational initiation
Cellular component (GO): cytoplasm; eukaryotic translation initiation factor 4F complex
Molecular function (GO): translation initiation factor activity; RNA 7-methylguanosine cap binding
Source: RefSeq, a predicted model, not a curated record
AUGGCUACAGGGGAGCAGGUGGGUGCUUGCCCUGUGGGCUGGGGAGGAUAUAGAACACAGACAGGCCUGCCACCCCUCGGGGCACACAGCGUGGGAGGUAGCUGGGGGGCUGCAGGCUCCCUGCUGGGGUGCUCACGGGGCUCUUCGGGGCUGUCCCACCUUCCCCUGCAGAGGCAACAGGAGCGACGCCGGCAGAGGGCUCGGCAGCAGGAGCUGCUCCCGGCAGAGAUCCUGGGCAAGCACCCGCUGCAGAACAGAUGGGCAUUGUGGUUUUUCAAGAAUGACAAAAGCAAGAUGUGGCAAGCAAAUCUGCGCCUUGUCACCAAAUUCAACACUGUGGAGGACUUCUGGGCGCUGUACAGUCACAUCCAGCUCGCCAGCAAGCUCACAGCUGGCUGUGACUACUCCCUCUUCAAGGAUGGCAUUGAGCCCAUGUGGGAGGACAGCCAGAACAAGCGUGGUGGGCGCUGGCUCAUCACCCUGGCCAAGCAGCAGCGGCACACCGAGCUGGACCGGUUCUGGCUGGACACACUGCUGUGCCUCAUUGGGGAGAUGUUUGAUGAGUACAGUGACGAGGUGUGCGGGGCCGUCAUCAACAUCCGCACCAAGGGGGACAAGAUUGCCAUCUGGACCCGGGAAGCGGAGAACCAGGAAGGGGUCACCCACAUUGGGCGUGUCUACAAGGAGCACCUGGGUCUGUCACAGAAGGUGGCCAUUGGCUACCAGGCUCAUGCGGAUACGGCCACCAAGAGCAGCUCCCUUGCCAAGACCAAGUUUGUGGUGUGACUGUGGGGAGAGUGGGGAGCUGCCUAUGAAGUCCCCAUGUACUGUCUCACAAUGAAUUUCUGCAUCUGAGCAUGA